Molecule: messenger RNA, 828 nt
Organism: Acanthosepion pharaonis
Lineage: Eukaryota; Metazoa; Mollusca; Cephalopoda; Sepiida; Sepiidae
Source: the annotation of a GenBank genome assembly
AUGCUCCGAUAUCAUUUUGUCUUUGUCUUUCCUUCUCUUUCGUUCUCACUCUUUCUUUCUCUCCCUCUUUCUCUCUGUUUCUCUCUCUCGUUUGAUCUCAUUUCCUCUCCCCCCCCUCUCUCUCUCUCUCUCUCUCUCUCUCUCUCUCUCUCUCUUUUGAUCUCUUUCUCUUCCAAAUUUUCUUUUUGUAACAGUGUUUCUUUCAAUAUAUUUCUUUCUAUUUCUCUUCCUGUCCUAAAAUGUCCGUUCAUUAUCUAUCUAUCUAUCUAUCUAUCUAUCUAUCUAUCUAUCUAUCUAUCUAUCUAUCUAUCUAUCUAUCUCACUUUCUUACUUUACCAAAACCGUACACGUUCACAUUUCCUCCUCCUCUUUCUCCAUGGAGAUACUGAUUUAGACCCAUAUUUUAUUUCUAUCUAUCUAUCUAUCUAUCUAUCUAUCUGUCUGUCUGUCUAUCUAUCUGUUCAUAUAUAUACCUAUCUAUCUAUGUAUCUAUCUAUCUAUCUAUCUAUCUAUCGCAAUCUAGAUAUAGACAAACAAUUCUUCAAUCACUCUCACUAUCUAUCUAUCUAUCUAUCUAUCACACCCUUUUAUCUAUCACGCCCUGUUCAUAUCUAUCUAUCUAUCUAUCUAUCUAUCUAUCACACCCAAUUCAUAUCUAUCACGCCCUGUUCAUAUCUAUCUAUCUAUCACACCCUAUUCAUAUCUAUCACGCCCUGUUCAUAUCUAUCUAUCUAUCACACCCUAUUCAUAUCUAUCACGCCCUGUUCAUAUCUAUCUAUCUUUCUAUCUAUCUAUCUAUUUCCGUAUCUAAGAAAUCAUCGGGGAUGA